Molecule: messenger RNA, 627 nt
Organism: Naegleria lovaniensis
Lineage: Eukaryota; Heterolobosea; Eutetramitea; Acrasida; Naegleriidae
Exons: 1
Coding region: 1-627 (208 amino acids)
Source: RefSeq, a predicted model, not a curated record
AUGAAACGAGUCUUUUAUGUGGAUUCCUUCGCCAUUCGACAAUUUCAAACAGGUUACAAGGGAGGUACUUUCAUUCCCAUGUCUUGGCAAGCCUUUGAAGAAUAUGUCAAUAAAGAAUUUUCAAGCGGCAAAUACACUUUAAAAGAUGGUUAUGCUCCUUUCUGUAAACACUUGUUUUUACCUCAAAAUUCCGAAUUUGCAGGAUGUAAGCAAAGUUUUCUUGAAAUUACCAAAGAAAAUGAACAUUUGAUCCGAACCGAAUAUCAACAACGAAAAGAAAGUGAAUUGCCUGUAUUGAGUCGAUUUUUCCCUCAAGAAUUAGUUUCCGAUCAAAUCCAACAAGCCAAAUAUUUGGAUAUUAUUUUGUAUUCCAAAGAGCAAAUAUUGAAAGAAGCAGAAGCCAUGAAUGAACCAAGUGAUUAUGAAAAGAGACUCGAGAUUGCAGAUUGUGAAUGGGGAAUUAUUUCAGUCAAAUCUCAAGAUGUGGAUUAUGAAUUGCCCAUGUCUCCAAUUACCAUGAUGCGAAAUGCAUUGGGUAAAGAGGAAGGAGGUUCAGGAGUGCCUUUGGAUCGAAACAAGUAUAUGGAAUCGGUCAAGUUUUGGAAGCAAUAUGCCAUCAUUGCCUAG